Messenger RNA from Sphaeroforma arctica JP610, 175 nucleotides. RefSeq lists its product as hypothetical. The annotation marks the transcript as partial. NCBI's taxonomy places the organism in Eukaryota, Ichthyosporea, Ichthyophonida. The record is from RefSeq and is a predicted model, not a curated record. The transcript has a single exon.
GAGCAAUGCGGAAGACAUGGCCCAGCGGUUGUCUGAGUGGAGGAAAGAACUCGCCAAAGAUAGGGGGACGGCCCCAGCCACAGGGACGGGCCUAUACUCAGAAUCAAGCAGCGACGACGACAGGAUGGACACGGAGUUAGAUACGAGGUAUGGUGGGGAUGUGUGUUUAGUAUAG